CGAUUUAUAAAUGAAAAACUCUGGAUAGCGAACUAAUAAGCUUUAGAGAUUGCCAUUUCACUCUGUCAUAAAACAGGAAACAAACGUAAAAUUAGCAGCACACAACUUUUCACUCAAUUAGCUUAUUUUAUUAGGAGCUCAUAGAUAGCACUCCGGGCUAGCUCUGAUUUAAAAUGGAAAAACAGUCCUAGGGGUACUGGCCCGUGUCUGAGAAAGGCAGAUUGUAUUUUGGCAGCUCAGUUUUCUGAUGUUCUUAACUUAAAAUAACCUCCGCCGGACCUAUUGAAACAAGAAAUCGAACAUACCAUCAAAUGUCAGGUGGAAAACAGCGGUUUCGAGACCUACUUCAAGGAUUUCAUAAUUUUUGUAUUUAUUUCCCUUUUCCGACAAGAGUGCAUUACAUUUUCUUCUAACUGACAAUCAAGCCAUUGUCAUUCUUGUUGGAAAAUUCAAUACGUCCAAUGAAAAAUAAGAUUUCUGUAAUCAAACCUUCGAAAUUAGUUACUCCCAAUUCAAAGUAUCAAUUCUAAUUACAGAGGAGUUUCAUUUUAGGAAACACUUAUUUAAAAUCUACCUAAAGAUGGUUUUUAAAUGCCAAGAAGAUAGCUUUUUGAAAGAAUUUACAGGAACGAUUGUGUCUUGUGAACCGGCUAAUAUCAAACUCGCCGACAAAGAACUCCAAGGUUUCAAUGUUGUCCUAGAUAAUACCAUUCUCUUCCCAGAAGGUGGUGGCCAGCCCUGUGACUAUGGAACUUUAAAUGAAAAGCCCGUCCGAAGUGUAAUUCGCAAAGGCUCCGAAGCAAUUCACUUUGUUGAACAUACCGAGCCAUUUGUUGCUGGAGAAAAUGUUAAACAAAAAAUUGAUUGGAACCGUCGAUUGGAUCAUAUGCAACAGCAUUCUGGACAACAUUUGAUAACAGCUCUUUUUUCUCGCGAUUACAACUUUGAUACGACGUCAUGGUGGCUGGGGGCAGAUUCCUCAUACAUCGAAUUAGCCACCAAAGAUGUUACUAAAGAGCAAUUAAAUGCAAUUGAGGAGACAGCUAAUGCAUUGAUUGUCGAAGGUAGAGAAGUCAGCAUUGUUGUCACUUCACCAGAAGAUGGUAUAAAGUUCCAAGAUGCUCGUGCACCUAGAGGCUUGCCCGCCGACCAUGUAGGCCCUGUUCGGGUUAUCCGAAUCGAAGGCAUCGAGAGUAAUAUGUGCUGCGGCACACAUGUCACUAACCUUUCUCAAUUGCAAGCCAUAAAGUUGCUUCAUGCGGAGAAGUCUAAAGGAAAAGUGUACGUUCAUUUCCUUGCGGGCAAUCGAGUUGUAAAAAAGUUGUCCGAAUGUUACGAACGGGAACUUGCCAUGAACAAUGUUUUAAAAGGAGGACCUUCAAUGCAUUUGGAGUUGAUUCAAAAAGUUCAGGCCAACCUCAAGACACUCAACAAGAGUUUCCAGAAAUUGCUCAAGGACAACGCAACAAUGGAAGCAGAGAAACUGAAUGGGUUAUCCGAAAAGCCCAAAUACUUCUCGAUGCAUCGAAAGGAUGGAAUCGAACCAGACUUCAUAAACACCUUCCUCAGAACUGCUCCAACCGACAUAUUUUAUUUCCUUUCCGUGGCUGACAACACCGGCAAAGGGCAUGUUGUCUUAAGAGGUGAUCCCGAAGUGAUUGCUAAACUCGGGCCGUCUUUCAUGGAACUGCUCGACGGCAAAGGCUCCAACAGCAAAGGGAACAACCUACAGGCCAAGGUCAACAAUGUAAACAAAAUAAAAGAUUGUGAAGCCAAGCUUAAACAAUACUUUUCCUAGAAAUAAAGACCUCGACUAAAAAUAUGCAAA
Messenger RNA from Eupeodes corollae, 1828 nucleotides. RefSeq names its product alanyl-tRNA editing protein Aarsd1-A. The transcript is spliced from 6 exons. Gene Ontology annotation, biological process: regulation of translational fidelity; tRNA aminoacylation. The coding region runs from base 581 to 1798 and encodes 405 amino acids. Gene Ontology annotation, molecular function: aminoacyl-tRNA ligase activity; ATP binding; Ser-tRNA(Ala) deacylase activity. NCBI's taxonomy places the organism in Eukaryota, Metazoa, Arthropoda, Insecta, Diptera, Syrphidae. The record is from RefSeq and is a predicted model, not a curated record.